This is a messenger RNA of Bipolaris oryzae ATCC 44560, 3729 nucleotides long. RefSeq lists its product as uncharacterized. The record is from RefSeq and is a predicted model, not a curated record. Gene Ontology annotation, biological process: chloride transport; transmembrane transport. NCBI's taxonomy places the organism in Eukaryota, Fungi, Ascomycota, Dothideomycetes, Pleosporales, Pleosporaceae. Gene Ontology annotation, cellular component: membrane; Golgi apparatus; early endosome. Gene Ontology annotation, molecular function: oxidoreductase activity; zinc ion binding; voltage-gated chloride channel activity. The transcript has 8 exons. Bases 1 to 3729 code for a protein of 1242 amino acids.
AUGGCACAAGACAAAGUCCAAACGUUUGAGAUUCCAAAAACCUGCAAAGGAGGUGUCGUGAUCAAUGAAGGUCCAGACUUUUAUGUAGAAGUACAGGAUGUUCCAGUCCCAGAGAUUGGACCUACCGAGGUUCUCAUUAAGCUCAAUACCACCGGCCUCUGCCAUUCAGAUCUCCAUGUCAUGUCUAACGAUUGGAAUAUGCCCAAGAUGUCCGUCUUUGGGACCAGAUGCUCUGGACACGAAGGCGCGGGCGUCAUAGUAAAGGUUGGCGAUCAGGUCAAGAAUUUGAAGCCUGGUAUGCGAGCUGGCUACAAGCCUAUCCAAGACACUUGUGGUGUAUGUGAGCUCUGCCGUAACGGCAAUGAGUGCUACUGUCCAGAAGCUGUCGUGACUGGCUUAACGAUCGACGGGUCAUACAAACAGUACAUAGUCUCCCCCGAGAGAUACACGACGCUGAUUCCAGACGGAGUAGAUGAUUACAUAGCAGGGCCCAUUAUGUGUUCGGCCUCGACAAUGUACACCUCCAUUAAAGAAUCACAACUGCGACCAGGAGACUGGGCAGUUUUCCCCGGCGCCGGCGGGGGUGUCGGGCUACAGGGUGUGCAACUAGCCAAGGCCAUGGGUCUGCGAGCUGUAGCCAUUGAUACUGGAGAGGACAAGAAGAAGCUGUGCUUGGAAGUUGGCGGUGCAGAACACUUCAUCGAUUUCAGAAAGGUGGAAAAUGUUGCCGAAGAGAUAGUGCGACUCUGUGACGGCAUCGGCGCACACGGCGUCUUUGUCACUGCUGUCCAAAGCUAUCCCUCCUCGAUAUCGUACCUCGGUAGCCGCGUCGGUGGCAAGGUGAUGUGCAUCGGGCUGCCACCGGCUGGUACUCAGCACAUCGACGUCGACCCGACCCAUAUGUGCAUGAGAAAGCAGACCAUAACAGGCACGCUGGUGAGCAACAUGGCAGAUGUGGACAAGACACUUGAGUUUGCCAGCCGAGGGCUACUGAAGCCUAUCUAUACAGUAUAUCCCUUGAGCCAAUUCAAUGAAGCAGUACAAAAGCUAAAGCGUGGCGAGAUUGCCGGAAGGGCAGUUGUGGACUUUAACCAGGACUCUUCGCACAGUCGGUCCCCAAUCGGACACGUCAACACCUCGUCAAGCCGCGCAUCUAACGGGAAGCAGCCAGCCGUUGAAGAUGACCGCAGCGAUGAAGAGGCACUGUUGGCGAACGAUCCACUAGAUCCCGAUUUACCUGAGCAACUAUCAUUUAAACGCAAACCAAAGGCACCCGCUUCUUCAUUCGGCUUCUCACGCUAUUUCCCUUCGCCGCUUACGCCCUCCAGCAGUCGCGCAUCGCCCUCACCACGAUCUCAUCGUACAACUCCAUCAAGCGAACUUGACUUGAACUAUCUCGAAACACCAGGCAGCGCCGGUGAACACACCCAAGACGCCAAAGAUGCAAGCGGGUUAGAUUGGCACGUUGAGGGGCCGGGCCGAAGGGUAGGCUACGACGAUCUUACCGCCAUCGACUGGAUCUUUGAAUAUGCAAAGGAACGCCAGCGGCUGAGGUACCUCUACAUAGGCACCAGCGGCAUCUUGGGGCACGUGAAGCAGCUUGCAGAUGCAAGUCAGGUCUGGAUCAUCUUGGUCGCCGCAGGCAUACUAAGCGGAGGCAUCGCCGCUUUCAUUGACAUUGCGAGCGAUUGGCUUGCGGAUCUCAAGACGGGAUACUGUCACAAUGUGGAUGGAGACGGGCGAUUCUAUCUGAACAAGAGCUUUUGUUGCUGGGGAAUCAAUGAAGCACAGGCCUGUCACGAUUGGGAUUCGUGGGGCUCGGCUAUGGGCAUUGGGAGCGCUGGUGGAAGAUAUGUUGUCGAUUAUGUCUUGUUCAUUCUCUACUCGGUGAUGUUCGCAGCAUGCGCCAGCUUUCUAGUUCGGGAAUUCUCUCCUUAUGCCAAACACAGCGGUAUACCAGAAAUCAAAACUGUUCUCGGUGGGUUCGUUAUCCGGCAUUUCCUAGGCGGCUGGACGCUAGUCACAAAGACAAUUGGCUUGUGUCUGGCAGUCGCAUCAGGUCUGUGGCUGGGCAAGGAAGGUCCCUUGGUACACGUAGCGUGCUGCUCGGCGAACCUCUUCAUGAAGCUAUUUAGUAGCGUAAACGGCAAUGAAGCACGGAAACGAGAGGUACUCUCAGCUGCGGCUGCAGCAGGUAUUUCAGUCGCUUUUGGUGCACCUAUAGGCGGUGUACUCUUCAGCCUUGAACAGCUGUCGUACUACUUUCCAGACAAGACCAUGUGGAGCAGUUUCGUAUGCGCCAUGGUAGCCGCCGUCACACUACAAGCAUGCAACCCCUUCCGCACCGGCAAGCUUGUCUUGUAUCAAGUCACUUAUCACAGUGGAUGGCACGACUUUGAGCUCUUGCCCUUUAUCUUUCUCGGAAUCUUGGGUGGUCUUUUUGGAGGCUUGUUCAUCAAGCUUAACAUGGGCGUUGCUGAGUGGCGAAAGAACAGACAAUACCUCAAAGGCCCUGUGAGGGAAGUUGUCAUCGUGGCAUUCGUGACGGCCCUGAUCAACUUUCCCAUCAAGUUCAUGCGCGCCCAAGCUUCCGAACUAGUGCAUAUCCUUUUCGCUGAAUGUGCUGAUCUCACCGAAGAUACGCUGGGCCUCUGCAAAUCUGGUAAAGCAAACACUGGAGUAAUCGCUUUGUUACUGGUGUCUUCGGGAUUGGGCAUCAUACUAGCAGGCUUCACAUUCGGUCUGCAGAUUCCAGCGGGUAUCAUUCUUCCUUCCAUGGCCAUUGGCGGUCUCUUUGGUCGUGCAGUGGGGCUAUCUGUGCAAGUAGUCCAGGGUGCUUGGCCGUCCCUCUUCUUCUUCAGCUCCUGCGAACCUGAUGUACCUUGCGUGACCCCAGGAACGUAUGCUAUUAUUGGAGCAGCAUCGGCGCUUGCGGGCACCACACGCAUGACAGUUUCGAUUGUGGUCAUCAUGUUUGAGCUGACUGGGGCUCUUACGUAUGUUCUACCCAUUAUGAUUGCAGUCAUGAUCAGCAAAUGGACUGGUGACGCCAUCUCCCCACGGGGCAUUUAUGAGUCCUGGAUACAUUUUAAAGGGUACCCUUUCCUCGACAAUCGCGACGACAACGGUAGCUCGAUUCCAGAUGUCAGUGCAAGCCAUGUCAUGACACGCAUCGAAGACCUGACGGCCAUGACAGCAACCGGACACACUAUUGGGUCGCUGCGCGAGCUUUUGUCUCAACAUCGGUUCCGUGGGUUUCCCGUGAUUGACAACAGUCGUGAUGCUCUGCUGUUGGGUUACAUAUCCAGAACUGAACUACAAUACGCGCUUCAGACUGCCCUGACGCCUCCUCGGAACCUAGCGCCUGAAACAGAAGCGUACUUUGCCCACCAGCCCCUCUCCGACCCCACGACUUCCCUCGAUCUCCGGCCGUGGAUGGACCAAACGCCCAUGACACUACAUGCCAAAGCCAGCUUUCAGCUCACAGUAUCCAUGUUCCAGAAGCUCGGGUUGCGAUAUGUCUUGUUCACGGAUCGAGGCACACUCAAGGGGUUGCUUACCAAGAAGGAUGUCUGGUACGUCAUGGAAGGCAUGGAGGAAGAGCGUGAAGACGAUGGUAGAGAGGGGCUCGGAGAUGAGAGACAAGAGGAUGAAGAGGAUGAGCAGAGUGACCUACUGGACACGGCGGAGGAUGAGCACGCAGGCUUGAUUGGUGCCCAUGGUAGAUAG